Molecule: messenger RNA, 924 nt
Organism: Triticum turgidum subsp. durum (durum wheat)
Lineage: Eukaryota; Viridiplantae; Streptophyta; Magnoliopsida; Poales; Poaceae
Source: the annotation of a GenBank genome assembly
AUGAGCGACAUGGCCGCGCCGGCGGCGGGCAUCAGCGGCAUCAUCGACCCGGAAGUUCUCGACUGCACCAUCUGCUUCGACCCCCUCCAGCCUCCGGUCUUCCAGUGCGCCGUUGGGCAUGUGAUCUGCUCACCCUGCCAAGGCAAACUCAUAAACAAGGAGAACUGCAACACGUGCUCCCUCCCCGGCGGGUACAACCGAUGCUACGCACUCGAAAAAAUCCUGGAGUCCCUCCGCAUCCCUUGCGCCAACGCCGCGUACGGGUGCACCGUGAAGACGCACUAUCACGAGGUGGAGGACCAUGGCAAGUCAUGCCCCCACGCGCCAUGCUUCUGUCCGGAACCUGGCUGCAACUUCGCCGGCUCCACCGUUGCACUCCUGGCUCAUCUUACCGGCGGUCAUAUGUGGCCAUCCACCGAGUUGGAGUACAAUGUUAAGCUCACACUGGAGGUGAAAGCAGGAGUGCAUGUUCUCCACAGGCGAGACAGGAGUCCCUUUUUCCUCGUGAAGUUCACUCCGGCGCCGCCACCUUACGGCAGCGCCGCCUCAGUUUUGUGCGUAGAUCCUGAUGCCACCGCCACCAUGGAGAAGGGGCGCAAGUUCAGGUGCCAACUUGGCUCGAGCAACGUCGACAUGGAUUGGCAGCAAUAUUCGCGUUUCCAGGUCAGGAGCACCACGCUCUCCGACGGGUGGCCACCGACAGAGGACGGCGGUUCCCUAUAUGUUGCACCCAGCACCGAGAGCAUCACUGUCAGUAUCACGAAGAUAAUGCGCGACAUUUGGCCACUGCCUGUACGGACAAACAUCAGGUCACAGCAGCUAGAGCACUUCUGCAAAAGAAAGUCGAGCAACCCUGAUGCGAAGACCUCCAGUCAACCGCGGAUGGGAGAAUCUGCAAAAAAGCAACAUAUCAGUACGAUGUAG